AUGUCGGACGCAGAUGGUGCUGCAAGUUCUCAACCUAGUUCCAGAGGAAGAAGUCCAUCCAGUGAAGUGAGAGUGAGCUGGGUGUACGAACUUAAUAAACAAGAACUAAUUGAAAAACUAAAAACGUAUAACGUUACUGUGAGUGAAACUGAUAGUGUUGAUAACUUACGAAAAACGCUCGUCAAAAAACUUCGUGGAGAAAACGAAACUUUCACAAAGAAGGAACUAUACCGGAGCGACAUGUCCGACUUUAAUAAAAUAAGUUUUACCCUAAACAAAGACAAUUGGGAAGUUUUUGUCGAAAGACUAGAAUUAAUUUUCGAGUGUCAGUGUAUUCCGCCGGAAAGACAAAGUGCAGAACUGUUAACAAGGGUUUGUCAAGAGACUUUCAUGUUGUUUCGCAAUUUAACUGCACCAAAAAAGGCCAAAGAUCUUUCCUACUCUGAUUUAGUUAAUAUCAUGAACUCUCAUCUUCAUCCAAAGCCUUCAGAAAUUUCCGAAAGAAAUAAAUUCUACGCCACGAAACAAUUACCUUCGGAAUCGAUACACGCAUUCCUUACAAAAUUGAAAGAAAGAUCUUUUUAUUGUAAUUUCAAGGACCUUGAUAUUGCUCUUCGUGAUCAAUUUGUAUUUGGACUUAUAAAUCACGAAACAAAAGUGGAAUUAUUUCGUCAAGAAAAUCUAACAUUUCAAAGUGCGGUGAAGAUAGCGGAGGAUCGAGAAGCAGCUAUAAAAAAUUCCUUAUCAAUGAAGCCCGCAAAUGCUGUGUCUGAAGAUACAAUUUUUUACAUGAAUAAGGCUGGUUCAAAAUAUUCCAAUCAUCAACAAUACAGAGGAAGGGGAAGCGGAAACGCAGAAGGAAAAUUCAAAUCUUCGCAACCAAACAACGCAGCCGUGGCUUCCACUUCCAAAGACCAGAGCCAGAAACUCAUCAGAGACAAUAGACAAAGACAACACGAUAACAGGAGCAGUAACUACAGACGAGAAGACAGAAACGGCAGCCGUAGGUCGAAUGUGUCAAACAAUUCUCAGGUACAUAUAACCUCAAAAACGCGUAAUAAUAAUAAAUGUUAUUGUUGUGGUGGAUUUAAUCAUUUCGCAAGAGACUGUAAACUUAGGUGGAAAACUUGUAAUUAUUGUAAUGUAAAAGGUCAUAUUGAUAGAGCAUGUCUAAAAAAACAAAACGGAAUUAAUUUAGUCAAUGACAACUUAUUAGAAAAUGAAGAUUUGGAUAGUUCUGAUUUAGAUUUUUAUUAUAUGCAGCAAAACAAUUUUACUGAAUUUCAGGUAAACAAUAUUGUGGUAGAACCUCAUAGUAUGAAAUUAAUUAUUGAUAAUAAUCAGGUAGAAUUGGAAGUUGAUACAGGUUCACAUGUGACUGUGUUUUCAGAAAAAACUGUAGCUAAUUAUUUUGCAGCUAAGAAAAUCCACAAGGCAGAUAUUUCAUUGUCCAGCUAUGACAGAACAAAGUUGAAUGUAAUGGGUAUGUUGACUGAUCUUAAGGUGCAUUUCGAAAGGGUUGAAGCAAAUUUGAAAGCUUACGUUUUGGCAGGUAACGGGAAAAAUUUAAUAGGAAGGCAAUGGCUUCAAGCCUUGAGUAUGUGGCCGAUAACUUUUAAACCUCAGUUUGCGUUGAAUUGCUUGAAUGAUCAUAACAGUAUUAUUUCACAUUUUAAAUCAAAAUAUCCACAAUUGUUCUACAACAGCCCAGGUAAAUAUAAAGGUAAAUCUAUUAAACUAACUUUCAAAAAAGAUUAUCAACCAAUUCAAUGUAAACCUUAUCAUGUCCCUUUCGCUUUGAAAGACAAAGUAGAUGCAGAAAUCGAUCGUUUGGUAAGAAUAGGUAAUUUGGAACAAGUUGAGGUGAGUGAAUGGGCUACUCCAGUAGUUCCUGUGGUGAAAGGGGAAGGAGUUCGUUUAUGCGGAAAUUUUAAACUAACAGUGAAUCCUCAAAUAAUUGUUAAAAGAUAUCCAUUACCCUUAAAAGAAAAAGUGUUUCAGACGUUACAGGUUGGAACCAAAUGGUCCCAAAUUGAUUUAAAACAUGCAUUCAUGCAAUUUGAAGUUGCUGAAGAUUGUAGAGAUCCAUUGACAAUAAUCACACAGAAAGGUUUGUUUAGGUACAAAAGUUGCCAGAGGGUGUAG
Molecule: messenger RNA, 2145 nt
Organism: Harmonia axyridis
Lineage: Eukaryota; Metazoa; Arthropoda; Insecta; Coleoptera; Coccinellidae
Exons: 1
Coding region: 1-2145 (714 amino acids)
Molecular function (GO): zinc ion binding; nucleic acid binding
Source: RefSeq, a predicted model, not a curated record